Molecule: messenger RNA, 1074 nt
Organism: Zasmidium cellare ATCC 36951
Lineage: Eukaryota; Fungi; Ascomycota; Dothideomycetes; Mycosphaerellales; Mycosphaerellaceae
Exons: 4
Coding region: 1-1074 (357 amino acids)
Source: RefSeq, a predicted model, not a curated record
AUGAAUUACGCCAAUAUGAUUGAGGAGAAGAACCUCAAGAAAGGAUUCAUCGUUGCUACCUUGAUCUCGACCAUCGUCGGUACCUUCACGGCGUCCAUGACCUUGCACGACAAGUAUCAAGAGAAGAAGAACAAGAAAGCCCAGCAAAAGACGGAUGGCAAGCAGAACGAUGAGCUCAAGGAAUUGAAAGAGAAGAUCGAUAAGCUCGAAGGUGGUGCGAAGAAGGAAGACGACAAAGAGAAAGAUAAGGACAAGGACCAGGACAAGAAGUCGCAGCGGUCGCGAUCAAGAUCCCGAUCGAGAUCAAGUAGCAGGCGAAGGAGGAGAAGAGAUAGCAUGGAUAGAUCGAGAGCUAUGAUAGAGCAGACAUACGCCAAUCACUUGAUGCGAGUGGGAGAUCGAUAUGCAGAGGGUGACUUGGUCACGGAAAACAAACUUCAGGCACAAGUGAUACAGCUGCAGAAGACCGUCAUCGAUGUGCUACAAGACGCGGUACACACAGGUCGAGGUCUCACGGAUGCGGACAUGGACAAGAUCAUUGCUGCACAGAACGCUGCACGGGACGGGUCCCUGGGUGCUCUCAAUGGCCAGUACCAACGCUCUCGCGCCUCCCAAAACAAGGACCGCCACGCGAUCAAAGCUCUCCCGCCACCCGGCGACCAUGGUCCCUUCUGCCGCUACGCCCUCGACCUACAAUCCACCCCCCUCCCUCUGCACCACAACUUCCGCUCCUCAGGCAGCCAACGCUGUCCCGCCUGCGGCAUUGUAAUCCCCGUCAACAACCGCGACGUCUGGGUCUUCAGCAUGGACAACCCGACCCCCGGAAAACCCCCUCGGGACUACCGCAUGGACGCACGCUUCGUGGCGAAAUGCCAUGCAAGUGAUGGGACUUUCGCGUGUUUGCUGUGUGACAAGUUUCGGCCGAUGGAUUGUUUCUGUCGGAGUGUGGAUGCGCUUGUGAAGCAUUUGGGGAGUGCGCACACGGCGGAGGAGUUUGAGAGGGAUGGGGAUUUGGUGAGGAUGAAGAGGGGGAGCGGGGUUAAUGUUGGGGGGAGGGAGAUGGUUCUUGCUUGA